CACUGUUACGUGAGGCGCUGUGUGCUUCAAGGUUGAAUCCUUCUCUCAGUUGUUGAUUAGUCAGUAGUUGGGUUGUUUGUCAGGAAAUUGCACCUGUUGCCACCUGUCUGCUCAAGUGUCUGCUCCUACCGAGUGUGUACUUAAGGUCGUGCUGUAAGAGAAGUGUGCGCGUGAACCAUGAGCGUCAGUCAGCUGUUGGCCUCGAGUGAGAGGUGCGUGGAUGAAGGUCUGGAGGGUGUGGUGGCCGCUAAUCCAGGUUAUGUUCUUCUUCCAAAACAGCGCGUGGUGGUGGAGCGAGGGCGGGUGCUGCAGGGCCCUUGUAGAAGGAAUGGAGUGGCCCUGGUAUCCGGCGGCGGGUCUGGACACGAACCUUUUUCCGCUGGGUAUGUUGGUCGCGGGAUGCUGGCUGCGUCUGUAUCUGGGCACGUGUUCGCUUCCCCUCCCGCAGCUAACGUGGCCGCUGCUAUCACUGCUGUUGGCAAGGACAACCCAGACGGAGUGCUCGUAAUUGUCUUUAAUUACACUGGCGAUCGCAUCAACUUCGGCCUGGCUGUGGAGCGCUGUCGAGCUGCUGGGAUGAAGGUGGAAAUGUACGUGUCAGGGGACGACUCUGCCCUGACACAGCUGGAAGGCACGGCAGGGCGGCGCGGACUCUGCGGGACUCAUUUCAUUUUUAAGAUCGUCGGAGCGCUCGUGGCACAGGGAGGCAGUCUGGCUGAGGCACUGGAUACCUGCAGGAGGAUAAGUGAGGCCACGGGAACCAUUGGAGUGGCUGCUAGCGGCUGCACGCUUCCCGGGGGCACGGCACCUCUCUUCACUGUGGGGGCGGGGCAGCUGGAGCUGGGGCUCGGUGUCCAUGGCGAGGCUGGUGCCGCCACUAUACCAUCCGGGUCGCCUCGUGAAGUAGUGGCCGCUCUGCUCGCCCAUUUGACAAGGCAGGACUCCGCCACUCGACUCGACCUGAAGAGCGGUGAUGAGGUGGCCGUCAUCAUCAACAAUCUGGGCUGCCUCACGCAACUUGAAAUGACUAACAUCACCAAAGAGGUCAUCUCGCAGCUGAAGUCGCGGGGCGUGAAGCCACUGCGGGUGUAUCCAGGUGCCCUAAUGACUAGCCUGGACAUGAGAGGCUUCCACGUGUCAGUGUUGAGGUUAAAGGAUCCUUCGUGGCUUGCCCUGCUUGACGCUCCCACGGCGGCCCCUGCGUGGUGUGCCCCUUGCCUGGCUGAUAUGGAAGGGGAAGUCUUGGUUCCUGAUCUCGAACCCGCUCCGUGCCACGAGAAGAGUGAGAACAUCUACACACUGAGGGAGGAGGGCCACAUGCGAACAGUGCGGCAGUGUCUGGAGGCUGUGGUGGCCAAGAUGCCGCAACACGAGGAGAGUCUGAACGCUCUGGACGCUGAGUGUGGAGACGGGGACUGUGGGUCCACCUUCCUGCAGGGCGUAGCGGGUCUAUCAAAACAGCUGGCCUCUUUACCGCUGAGUCAGCCAGCUCGUGUCCUGUCCGUGCUGGCAGAAAUAGCCGCCACCAACAUGGGCGGCUCCUCUGGCGGGAUAUACUCCAUCUUCUUCACCGCUGCCGCCGCUACGAUGGCGUGCCCACGUGACUCUCACAGGGCCACGUGGGCCGCCGCUCUCCGUGCAGGGGUGGAAGCCAUCAGCAAGUACGGGGGCGCCGCGCAGGGGGACAGGACCAUGCUUGACGCGCUCGUGCCGGCAGUGGAGGCUCUUGAGGGCAGCAAGGCUCACGAGGACUUCACAACGGUGGUGAGGACCAUGGCGGGAGCUGCCGAUGAGGGUGCCCGUAAUACUUGCAACAUGAAGCCGAGGGCCGGGAGAGCUACCUACGUGCGACACGAGAAGCUCAAAGGGGAGGACGCUGGGGCGCGCUGUGUGGCUUUGGUCUUGGACGCUGUCAGUCACCAUUAGUCUCCUUGCACGCCCUCGUACUCCAUUAGAAGUACUAAAGCAGAUUCUACGUGUGUGUGUAUUUCUAUGUUCGAAAGGGGAGUCGAAACUGUGAACUUAAUUAAAUGAGAUGAAAUUUAACAGGCAAAUUAUAAUACAGGAUCAGAUAAGUCAAAAUAAAUUCUAUUCAAAGUAGAAUUUUCCUUUUUUUUUUGUAGGAAGGCAAAGUUUGUAGAUGAUUAUACAGGUGACUGCGUUGUGUACUAUGUUAAGCCUUUAUGUGCGUGUCGUUUUGCAUGUAGUAGUUCCGUAUUGUUAUCACGCGUGUUACUGCUAAUGGCAUGCACGACGAGUUUCAAUAGUAAUGUUAUGCAUAAUAACCCACACUAGUAUCAAUUACAUGAAAUUAAAUUCAACGGGGCUACUUAUUAACGAAUCUAUAUAAUUACCAGUGUUCCCAGUUUUAUUUGCAUACAAACAAAUGUCUAAACCACAAUUAUGUUGCCCACCGUAGCGCGCUAAUGUGGCGGAGACCAGCGGGAGGCAUUUGAACUAAAUAAAAGCUAGGCCUGACGCUGCAUAGUGACGCCAGGCAGAGCACAUGAUGAGCAUU
Scylla paramamosain (green mud crab) is the source of this 2518-nucleotide messenger RNA. Its product is annotated as triokinase/FMN cyclase-like. NCBI's taxonomy places the organism in Eukaryota, Metazoa, Arthropoda, Malacostraca, Decapoda, Portunidae. Bases 178 to 1926 code for a protein of 582 amino acids. Gene Ontology annotation, molecular function: glycerone kinase activity. Gene Ontology annotation, biological process: glycerol catabolic process. The record is from RefSeq and is a predicted model, not a curated record. Gene Ontology annotation, cellular component: cytosol. The transcript is spliced from 13 exons.